Penaeus monodon (black tiger shrimp) is the source of this 2936-nucleotide messenger RNA. RefSeq lists its product as uncharacterized. NCBI's taxonomy places the organism in Eukaryota, Metazoa, Arthropoda, Malacostraca, Decapoda, Penaeidae. Bases 68 to 2815 code for a protein of 915 amino acids. The record is from RefSeq and is a predicted model, not a curated record. The transcript is spliced from 2 exons.
CCUCCCUCCUCCUCAUUAUUCUCUCUCACUUCAGCAAUCCACGGGAAAAGUAGAUCAUCUGGUGAGGAUGGUAAAACAGGGAGAUUCCAUAUCCCAUCAACAAUUGUUUAGGAUAUUCGACCUCCAGAAUGAAAAGAUUACACACAUUCUCACUGAUUUACCUGCAAGCUACCGAGAGAUGUGUUUCAUGAAAACCAGUGACUACUACCAAAAUCUCUUCGUCCACUUAUGUCAGAAUGUUGAAACAGAGAGUGAGAGCAACGAUGGCGAAUUUCGGCGAUGUAUCGAGGCGGAGAUCAAUUACUUGAAGCAAAACCCAGGAGAGGAUCCAAGACCCCUGGGCCACUUAACCCGGAUCUGGAUCUCUCAAUACCCUAAUCGCCUGAUUGCUGCAUUCAAGGAAUUCGAGCAUCUCGAAAGAUCAGGGAAUAUUAAUGGCACAUCAUUAAUGCAAAUGAAUGAUGCCGUACUAGAUUACUACACUACCAUCAUAUUACCGACUACAGAGAGUAAUCUUCCAGCAACUGGCGUCGAGGUGACGAGAAACAAAUUCGUCGUUCCUGGACCACCCCCGUCAUCUGUUUCAAGGCGCAUGGGACCACCUACCCCAGGAGGUCUGUCUUCGGCGGGAGAGAUGUCGGCGGUCGAAUCCGCAAACGAAUUCAAUACUGGUUUUAUGAAACACCUUAAGCGAAGAAGAGUAACCUUAAUGGUCGGAGCGACGAUGAAUUUCAAGUAUCAGGAAUGUGGUGCACGACAUACUAAAAGUAAAAGUGUAAUUAUGGCGACAAAAUAUCACAAGAAUAUUGUUGAGAACUCGGCCUCGCAGCUGAUGACAUACCUCCAAGAAACAGAUGACGAACCCGGAAUGAAGCAUUGGGAUAGUCAAUUCCGCAUGUAUACUUCUAAAAGCAUCUUAAAGAAGGAAAAUGUCAGUCUUGAAAAGUUUGUGGAAUACUGGAAAAAGGGUGAAGCUAAAGAACUAUCCUCGGGCACAGUUGAAAGGAAGAGGUACCAGAAACAGAGUGAAAGUCUGGAAAGGCCAACCAAGAGGAGGAAAUAUGCUCAUGUUACCAACCGUCGCAGCAGCAAUGAAAUUGAUGAGCUGUCAUCUGAGUCGGAAGACUCACAAGAUUCACUCAAAAAGCAACUCAUGGGCCUCCCAAAGAAGAAGGAUCGCAGCAACAAUUCCCACUCCGAAGCGACGGCCUGGGACUACCUGACCAAAUCCCACAUUUUUGUUGAACCUAAAGGAAAGGGUAAUAAUGGAAACAGGCAUAAGAUGUGCUAUGAGCUUCCCCUAACUAGAUGGCCAUAUAUCCCAAAGGACAAGAAAGGCCAUUCAUAUGUACCAGGGGGCCUCGAGCAACCUAGACGCGGGAGGCAGUUGGCCACCGAGUUGAAAAUUUUUAUAUACAAUUGUUUAACAAACAUUUCUGAUAAAGUAGAAUGGGAUCGCAAAGAAAAAGCUAUGAAAGCUGUACGGACAAGAGUCCUGAAAAGGAGCAUCAGAUCCAUAACACGACACGACCCCAUACAAACAUUAUGGGACGAUAUACCUAAAAAGUUUAGGGCCAAGGCUAUCACACUAAUGCACUAUAGGAUAAUAGCCUCUGCAUGCCUUGACCUUGUUUAUGUCGGGUGGAAUACUCCAUUGCAUAUAGAUGUCGCCGAAGAACCGGUUAACAUGGCAUUGAGGGUCAUUAAGAUGGGAUACCGAAAAUUUAAAAUCCCAGGAUUUAGAGACUAUGGUCACUCAUCCACUGCCAGUUCUGCCAGUUCCAUCGCCAACAUCACUGACCCCACCAACUCUGCCAGUUCCGCCACCGCCACCGCCACCGCCACUGCCACCGCCACCACCACCGCAACCGCCACCACCAAUCCGCCACCACCACCACCACCGACCACGCUGUCUCUACCUCCAUCUCCACCUCCAUCGUCGACCCCCUUGCCGCCGUCAUUCCCACAACUACCGACCACGCUGUCUCUGCCUCUGCCUCCGCCUCCACCUCCACAUCCACCUUCUUCGUCGACCCGCUUGCCGACGUCAUCCGGCCACCAUCACGGGAGACAGCAGUCGAUGCACCACCGCCACCGACCACGCCACUUCCAUCUCCACCUCCACCUCCAUCGUCGACCCCCUUGCCGCCGUCGUUCCCAUCGCCACCGACCACUCUGCCUCUGCCUCCACCUCUACCUCCAUCGACGACUGCCUUGCCGACGUCCUUUUCACCAUCACGGGAGACAGCAGUCGCUGCACCACCGCCACCGACCGCGCCACUUCCACCUCCACCUCCAUCGGCUACCCCCUUGCCGCCGUCAUUCCCAUCGACACCGCCCAUGCUACCUCUGCCUCCACCUCCACUUCCAUCGACGACUCCCUUGCCGACGUCAUUCCCACCACCACGGGAGACAGCAGUCGCUGUACCACCGCCACCGACCAUGCUGCCUCCACCUUUAUCUCCACCUCCACCUCCAUCGACGACUCCCUUGCCGCCGUCAUUCCCAUUGCCACCGACCACUCUACCUCUGCCUCCACCUCCACCUCCAUCUCCGCCGUCGUGAUGAUGUGCACACAGAGGAAGAUCCACUAUCAUUUUCAACCGAUAGUGAGUUAAAUCGUGAUGGUGUGCACACAAAGGCAGAUCCACUAUCAUUUUCAACCGAUAAGAAGUUAAAUCGUGAUGGUGUGCACACAGAGGCAGAUCCAUUAACAACUCCAUUAGUCUCUCCGUGUAUAGAGGGAGCACCUGCGUCGAUUCCUUUAGCGCCAUCUCCAUUAAGUCCUUGGGCAUUUCGGUGGCCUCACCUUUAAUACCAUAUACUGUAAUAAACGCCGAUGAGAGAGCACAUUGCACACCCACACAUACACACACACACACACACACGCACACGCACAUGCACACGCACCUAACACACCUAACACGAGAACUCAU